Messenger RNA from Lathyrus oleraceus (garden pea), 859 nucleotides. RefSeq names its product protein RESPONSE TO LOW SULFUR 3. The coding region runs from base 278 to 640 and encodes 120 amino acids. Gene Ontology annotation, biological process: cellular oxidant detoxification. The record is from RefSeq and is a predicted model, not a curated record. The transcript has a single exon. Lineage: Eukaryota; Viridiplantae; Streptophyta; Magnoliopsida; Fabales; Fabaceae.
AAUACUUUCUUUAUAACGAAGAAGUCAUGGUUUUACAUUUACUUUGAUCUCAAACCAACAAAGCAAGCAAAGCAGAUGCGUCAGCAACAUCAGAACCGGUUCAACAGUAAGUGUGAAAACCAGAUUCGUUGAACCUGGACACACCCAAUUUCGAUCUAUUUAUACAGACCUCGCAACUUCACAUAACUCAACUCAACCCCAAAACAAAAAAACUUCUUCAUUUCACCGCAUUUCUAUUAUCUCCAAAUAUAUAAUUUCAAAUCUAGAAUUUAAUUUCAUGAGUAUUUUCAUGUCCCCUAUGAUGGCAGUGAUUGGCACUCGCGGAAAAAACGAGCUAAAAAACGCGGCUCCGGCGUCGGAGUCAGAGCUGAAGAAGAGAAACGAAGAGCUCGAGAAGGAGUUGAAGGAAAGCAAAGAGAGAGAAGAGCAAAUGAGACGGCAGUUACAGGUCACGUGGGAGAGACUGCGCGUGGCGGAGGAAGCCGAAGAGAGGCUCUGCUCACAGCUCGGAGAGCUUGAGGCAGAAUCCGUCUAUCAUGCGCGUGAUUACCACGAUCGCAUCGUUUCUCUGAUGGAUCAGCUCUCAAACGCGAAGGGUCUCCUCCACAAGGCACUUCCUUCCUCUUCUACCUCCUCAUGAUUCAUUUGUCACUUUCUGAAAAUGAGACUUGAUAGAUUUUGAAUCAUCUUUACCUAUCAUGUAAUAAUUAUAGAUAUUAUUAGAUUAGAUGUGUGUAUAUGAUUUUGUUUAUUUUGAUGAUUGAAGAUUGAAUAUCCAUAUUAGCGUGGAUCCAAUCUUGUUCUGUUGUAACAAAUUUUGGUUUGAUUUGUUAAUUUGAAAAUACUUAGUUUGAUUGAA